CGUAUGUUUGCGUUGUUGUUGCAUGCAAUUGCAAGCGCUGCCUUUGUUGGUUGGCAUUCGAAAAUUUCUCUUGGUGUUUCGUGUUUGCGAGAUCGACAAUGCCAUGAGCGUUGGCCAGAUGUAGUGCGUUGUCGCGGAGGCAACGAUAAUGGCGACUGGCUUGGUAGCGUAUGAUUCUGGCUCGUCUGACGAGGACAGUGAGCAGGCUGCGGGUUCCACAACGAAGGGACAAAUUGUUCGUGCAGUUCGACUACAAUCUGCUCCCGCAGUGGAGAAGCCAACAGAGCCUGAAGCAAGUGAUGCAGCAGCACAGGAUGAUUCGGAAGCCGAGGACAGUGAUAAUGGAGACAACUCAGUGGCAAUGGCAGUGCCAUCUCCCGUCGCUAGUGAUGAUUCAGACAAAGAGGACUGGCCGUUCAAAGUGAAGCCGAGACAGGCUGCCCGACUAAUGCCAUCACCCCCGCGAGGGAACUGUUCAAACUCACUACAGCGCAAGAUCGAAGCUAUGCUUGAAACCAAGCACAGAACAGGUCGCAGCCUGACGCAGAGUGUGCAAAGUCGCAAAGACUUCCGAAAUCCGUCUAUCUACGAAAAAUUAGUAUCGUUUCUCGAUCUGGAUGAGCUGGGCUCAAACUUUACGUCGUUCAAUCCUGCUGGCUGGGGACCUGAAUCGUACUACGAGAAACUGGCAGCGGUGCAAAAGGAUCAGUUUGACAAGAAGAAGAAAGCAGAGGAAACGGCAGCAGCGCAUAAAACACACGUAGAAUUCGUGACGGGAACAAAACGGCCGCCAACCAGUUCAAAUGCCGAGUCGGAGCAAAAGAAAAGGAGAUCAAAGUGGGAUUCUGGUCCCAAUAAGCAGUAAACUCUCCAGCUGAUCCUAUUUAUUUCUGCGUACAGGCACUCGCGCUGUGUGCUCGCUUUUACAACCUCAUCUCUUGCGUGAGAACUCAAUAUAUGCAUGUGUGUGUGUGUUUUUAAGAAAAUCCAAUAAACUGCAUUUCACUCUGACAAUGGUGCCUGACGUAAAGAUGUAGCUGACUGGCUGUGCAUGUCCAUACUAUAAUAGCUGUUGAUGAGCACAUGUGCAUGUCUGUACACAGAGCAGAUUAGAAGUGAAUGAGUGCUUGUGUGUAGGCUUGUACAUGCAUUGACUUGAUUGUGCUGCUGUGCAGUGCAGUAUGUAAUCAUUAAAAAUGUACAGUACUGGUUGUUUGUAGAGAUGUAUGUGUUCAGACAUAGUCUUCUAAUUUACUUGUGCUGUAAAGCUGUGUUUACUUGAGAGUUUUCAAUCCACCAUGAA
Sycon ciliatum is the source of this 1303-nucleotide messenger RNA. RefSeq names its product SAP30-binding protein-like. Lineage: Eukaryota; Metazoa; Porifera; Calcarea; Leucosolenida; Sycettidae. Gene Ontology annotation, biological process: regulation of DNA-templated transcription. The coding region runs from base 149 to 865 and encodes 238 amino acids. The record is from RefSeq and is a predicted model, not a curated record. The transcript has a single exon. Gene Ontology annotation, cellular component: nucleus.